GGCAGGCAGCAGAGAGUGCCUCGAUCUAUCCAGUUCCGGUUUCCCUCCUACAGGGUUACAGCGGGCGUCGGUAUCCCUUCGCAGAGGGCGAAGGUGGCGACGAUGGUGAGCGAGGUGCGCGCCACUUUCCUGCACAGCAGUGCCACUAUCCUUUCCAGCGGAAGGAAGUCGCGCAGCGGCAAGCCGCUCGUGAACUUCCUCGCCGGGAGCGCCAAUGGCGCCCUGCUGUACGCCACCGUCGCACGUGAGGGGUCGAUCCGAGACACAGCGGACGUCGUGUACCGUAGGUGGCGGGCCAUCAUCUUGUCCUUUCCUGCAAAGGACGUGAUCAGCUUCUGCACUGACUCCACCAGUAACUAUACGGCGACAGCGCGCAGGUUCGCCACAGACCCCGAGCCUGACAUCAGGAGGAUCACGUGGCUCCCGUGCUCCACCCAUGUCUGCAACUUGAUGUUGUCAGAUAUUGGGACGCGAGUGGUGUGGGUCAAGGAGACCAUCAUCCGCGCUCGAGCGCUUGUGCGAUUUAUUAAAUCGCACGGCGCUGCUCACACCUUGUUUAGGAAGGUGAGCCCUCGCGUUCAGCUCGUCGAGCCCGUUGAGACACGGUUUGCAUCGGUUUUCCUGAUGCUGACGUGUCUCAAAGGCCGACGAGACGCGUUGGAGAGCAUGUUGCACGGGGAUGCUUGGGCACGCAUCCCGUGGGAUCGCGCCCACGUAUCUCAAGCGCAGUGGGUGCAGCAGCAGAUCCGGGACGGGGAGUUUUGGCAGCGUGUCCAGUACACCAUCCUAGUCAUGUCGCCCGUCCACCAGCUGUUGCGCAGGAUGGAUAGAGGUGGGAUGAUGAUGUCCGUCGUUUACGAGUGGAGUCAGCAUCUGCUGCAGUUGAUGAGGAGGGUGGACGUGCCGGAGGACAUGAUCGAGCCGUGCGUGCGUGAGGUUGCCAUGCUAGAGCCCGCACAUGCCGCGGCCCACCUCCUCAACCCUCGUCGACGGUCCCUCACGUAUUACCAUUCGCUGGAGACGACCGCCGACGACCGCCGUGUGGUCGAGGAGUGCGACAAAUUUCUCCUGGCGCAGACUGGCGGCGAUCCGGUCGACUUAUUGUACAGGAGCGUGAGGGACCAGAUGAGGGCGUUCCACUCGAGGCGAGGGGAUUGGGGAGAUCGUGACCUCUCCGAUGCCGAGGCGGCCGAUUGCAGGGGGGACAGCGAGACCGAGCGAUGUGCAGCGUGGUGGUUUGAGCAUGGACGUGCCCACCCGGAGUUGCGCACCAUCGCCAUCCGUGUCAUGCACUUGUGGACGUCUGCCUCUCCAGCGAAGAGGAACUGGGCGGAGCACGAGCGCGUCAGCACGGCGAGGCGCUCCAAGCUUGGGUUCGCCAAGCUUGCACAGCUGGUUGAGAUUGCCACCAAUCUCAAACUGGCCUCAUGCGCACGGCAGGGUGGUGGCUACGUGUUGCCAUGGGUUAUGGGGACCGGCCGGGGGGGCACAGCGGCAGAGGAGGAGGAUGAGGAGGGACAUGUGGAGCCCGAGGUGUGGGGAGCGCGACCUGAUGGCAGUGUUCUCGAGCAGGAGAUCCAGCGGCAGAUUGUCGCUUUCCGUGACAGCCGACCGUCCAAAGCCCGUUCGGUUCGGGACGUGUUCGGCAGCAGAGCGAUGGAGCUGCGACUGUGGCCGGAGGUUGGGGAUGAUGUCGACGCUGCUGCGGCAGACGACGACAUCGACGACGACUGGACUGACGAUGAUGACACGCCACUGAGUCGCGACCCGACGGCUGAGCGAGUGUACUUCACUUACGGUGGGGGUCGUGACGGCAUGGAUUCAUUCACAUCAGUUAUCACUGGUGAUGUGCCAUUGACCGCGCAGGCGAGUGGCAGCAGCAGAGCCGGCGGUGGUCGUGGAGGACGUUCGCAUGCGGAGGUUCGCGUGGACGACUCGGGGGAGCAGCAGCCACGGGGAGGUCUUCGGCAGACAAGCAGGCGUUGGGAGGUUAGGAGCGACAACGAGGCCGAGGGGGAGGCCGAGGAUGAGGAGGUGCCCCUUCGCGAUCGUCGCUUCUCUCCCUCCCAUCAUCCGAUCUCUGCACAGCCCGAGGCACUUAGGCGUUCGGAGAGGUUGGCGUCGGCAGCAGGCAGAGACCGGACACAUGACAGCGAGGAUCGUUGGGGGGAGAGGACUCCUUCCGACGCCGGUAUCCGCCCCCGCUCGCCGUCGGUGCUCCGCACACAGGACUUCAACGUCAUAGGGCUUGGCGGGAGCUUGGGAGAUUUCAGUGAGAAGAGGGAUGCCCGUUUGGACCGAGAGGAGGAGGAGCGGCUGAGGAGUUUGCCACAGUGGGAGGGUCGGUUCGCGUAUCUCGACGAGCAGCGUCGGCAGAGGGACUUGGAGACAGGAGGGGGGGGGAGCCGUGACGUCGACGACUCGGGUGUCCCUGAGAGGAGGUUCAGGGAGAGUUCGAUUAUGAGGGGCAGGAUGCCGCCGCGGGUGGUGGGUCAGGUGGUGGACGACGCGGCGACGAGGAGACCGCGGGUGUCCCUGAGGGGCAGGAUGUUGUCAUGCGCGGUGGGUCCCCUAGUGGGGGCUGUGGAGACAGCGAGACCGCGGGUGAUGAGGGACAGGGUGCCGCAGUGUGGCAGAGGAGAGGGUGGACCCGGUGGAGAUGGGGAUACCGCGGGUAUCGGUGGAGACGAUGGACCGGACAGCGACGAUGACGACGACCACGGUCCCGAGGACGAUCCGUAUAGGCUCACCUUGGUGUUGAGGGACCCCACAGUGCCUCCCUUGCGCCCUGAGGACACAGCACACACUUUCUUCGACGUCGACGCUUUGGCGCACGCGUUGACGGAUGACCGUUUCGCACACGUGAGCCGCAAGAGUGGCAAGCAACGGGCCCCUGGGAGGGUAUAUUCACCGUCGCCGUUCACAGUGCAGAGCCCUCACUGGUCGGGUUCGUCGCUCAGCGGCGUGAGAGGGAGGGACUCCGGUGCGGGUGAGGUGGGGUCCGGCAGACGCAGCGACGAAGGUAGAGAUAGUGCAGGAUCGAUGCCUCCGCCCCCCGCACGGACUCCGGAGGCCAGGGUCGACACCGGGGACGGGACGGCGGCACCCGGAGUUGCGCAUAGUGGCGGUUCCCCGCCGACAGUCCGAGGUGGUGUGGGUGGCGGAUGGUCAGCUGUUCGUCGGGUCGGGGACCGGUUGCGGGCGGAUUACGACGCUGGGAGGGGCGUCUUCACGGGACGUACGGCUGUUCAGACGCAGGCUGCGGAGGGUGGGUCCGGACGUCCGAGCCUGCAGAUGGCAGGCCGCAUGCUUGGUUUGUCACGAGCGGAUACGAGGAGAUCAUUGGUCCUCGAGGCCGCAGGGACAUCCACAGACAGGCUGCGGGGAGAGCAGUUCACAUUGGGCGAGGAGGGGUUGUUGAUGCGUCCCAGGACGAGACGACAGCAUGGCCUCUCGGAGGUUGAGGCUUGACUCGCUGCAGGGGUCGCCGCAAGGCAGGCAGCAUCGGACGCGAUUCAGAGGGAGAGAGAGAGGGGGAUUGCUGCACAGGCAGAGGAGGACGAGGACGCAGACACUGAGUCCGAGCCGAUCGAGACUGCGGCCCGCAGCGGCAUACGUCAGCGGGGCACGGGGCACAGGUGCCGGAGGGAGAGGAGGGCGCCGGGGAGGACCGCAUGGUCGCCCGUCCUCCGGGAGAGGCCGCGCGCGCUCUGGUGGGAGAUGACGACGUCCGUGGUGUAUUUUUUUUUUUCAUUAGUUUUUUUUUGUUUUUCGUGUGGCUGUACAGCCUGGACGCUCUGUCGGCAGGGUUGUUGCAUAUUUAUGUCGAUGUUGUUCCAUGGAAACGACGACAGUAUGUGGACAUUAGGGUUUUUUUUUUUUUUUUUGCUACUCGGUUGUACAGUAGAGACGACGCCCGUCCACGGGUCCAGUUUUUUUUUGCUACACUGUUGUGUAGCAGAGAUGAUGGGUCCAGUUUUUUUUUGCUACUCGGUUGUACAGUAGAGACUACGGGUCUAGUUUUUGGCUUCAGCCUUGUACAUACGCAUUUCCAUUGAAACGCUUUGUCAUAUAUUUGCUCUUGUUCUUGUUCCUCCGCCAACAUUGGUCUUGCAUCUGAGUCGCUGUUGUUUGGUGAUUGUUUUCUGCUCUGUUGUCGUGAUUGUUGCAAAUUAUGUGCUUCUCCGAUGCCACGCACCUGCAUGUCAUGGAUGCCUCCAUUAUGAAUGUGCUGUUAAUUUCAUAUGCGACAUAGGGAUGAUGUGCUAAUGAAUGUGUUCUUACAUAAAUGAUGUGCUAAUGAAUGUCCAUCAGUCUC
Messenger RNA from Chara braunii, 4318 nucleotides. Lineage: Eukaryota; Viridiplantae; Streptophyta; Charophyceae; Charales; Characeae. The record is from the annotation of a GenBank genome assembly.